UUGAAACUCAAGGUUGCUCUAAUAAUGCCGAACACCGUUAACAUAGAAAGACAUAAACUUAACCAAGCGAUGUACCAGAAACUGAAGAAAUAUAUUAUGAGCAAAAGAAAGCGAGAACAAGAAGAAAAAGCACAAGACGCAAUUGUUAAGCGUUUACGACGUGAAAGGGAAGAAUCUAAACGACAAGCCGAAAUGGAUACAGAGAAUUUAGAAAAUACUAAAAAAGAGAUUUUGGUAACUCGUAAACGCAUAGAAGAACUCACAUCUAGAAGAAAUGAGCUAUUCCAGCGACUAAAACAAAUCGCCAGUGAGGAGACAAGUCUUCGUGAAAAACAAAAAAACGAAACUAUGGCUUACUUAGCAGGUAUGCCACCUACUCAAUUCGGUUUGGAACCAAACAAUACUAGCACGCAAAAUCGGCUUACGGUGCCCCAAACUACAUUACCUACAGGACAACCAAUGCAACCACAGGCUGUCCAACAUGUCUCUCUGCCAAAACAUAACUUGAAUGCUAAUGGAUCUGCAUCAAUAUCUAGUAUAAAUUCUGAAACCUUGAGUGGUUCUCAGUCUCCUCACAGACCGCAUCAUCCGUCUUUAUUUGGCUUAAAUGGGUCUAAAUCGACUCAUACAACAAUUUCAACUCAAACGGGGCUAGGUAUGCAGCAAAGUUUGGCAUCAAUAACAAAUAAUCCGUCAGCCACUAUGGCUGCAGUAGCGGCUGCCGUAGCUGCACAACAAAGGUCAAUGCCGUCAUCUGAUCCGGGUUUUCCAUCCACAGCCGCUGCAGCUGCAUAUUUCAAUGUGAUUGCCUCUUUGGCGAAUUCAUCUUCUCUUACAGGAAAUUCCUUAGGAAUAGCAUAUCCCAAUUCCUCUGUUAGUCUUGCUGAAGUUGUUGCUGCUCUUGCUGCGUCAGGAUUAUGUUCCCUCCCAGCACAUCUAUCAUCGAAUCCACCGCCAAUAUCAAGUGGAAAUUUGGUCCCGAAUUUUACAUUCAGCAGUCGUGCAUCUCCUUCCUUCCCAGAUGGUCAUCAAAACCGUGACACUAUGACAGCACUUUCAUCGGGAAACAUGCACUCAAACUUAUCUUAUCAUCAAAACGUAAUUCAGUCAGCCAAUAUGUCCAAGAACCCUGCAGUAUCCAUUCAUCAUAAUCCUAAUUUUGAUUUUACAAGCUCCACACUAGAUACCGCAAAAGUGUGCUUAGCUCAACUAGCAGCAGCUGCUGCCGGCAACAAUAAUAAUAGUGGAAAUCACAUAAACCAACAAAAUGUCUUACCCAGUAAUCAACAAUUACAGAAAGCUCAUCAAAUUCUACGUUCACUGAAUGCUUCAAAUCCUCUAAUAUCUCCAUUACUAAGUGGUAACACUUCAGAUUUGGAUAUUUCUCAAACUACUUCUACUCCUUCAUCAACACCUAUAUCUGGUAGCCCUUUACUACCACCAGCCCCUAUCAGUUAUAGAGGAAGCAUUACUACUGGGCAAUCUGCUCAGCAAAUCCAACUUCAACAGCAAGCUCAUCAAAAGCAACAGCAUAACUUGUCGAAGUAUAUGACACAGGCUGAUUACAGUCCAGCACGUGGUCCUUCUGGUGCACAAAAUAUGGAAAGUUCACAUGUGAGUUCAUUUACACAGUUUAUUUGUUCGAACUUUGUGCUUGUCUUUUAGGUUGGCUAUUGUCUUUUCAAGCAACUAAUUACUGGAAACUUCGCCCUAAAGCUGCUUGUUCAUAUCUUCCAGCAGGUUUCAUUUCUAUUCCUGAGCGAUGCCUUUCGAAGAAUCAUUAAGAAACGAAUUCAUUUUCAUCAAAAUUGAUACCCUCAAGUCUUGCUACAGAUGCUAAUUAGUGUUAGUUUAUUAUUGACACCUAAUUAUACUGCUAAUAUUUCAUCAACCCAAGGAGCAAGGUUCACUAAUCAACAACAAAUUAAUGCAAAUAAUCUCAUUAUGCUAAAUCUAACGUCUACAUCAUCUCAUAACAACGCACCUACCGUAAUUAAUACUGGUAAAUGUCUUACAGGUAGUCGUCAUAUAGAUAAUAAUUCUUUAAGAAAUUCAGUUAAUAACAAUACAAGUACAUCUAUACAGUUCAAUUCAUCUUCGUCCGGUGUUACAUCAAUAGCUUCAAACUCAACAAUCUCACCAUCUAUAUCGAAUACUGGCUCUUCUAUUGCUUUGAAUCCAGGACUAACUCCAUUUCCAACUGAUCUAAGCUCAUUAAACUAUCUAACAUCUGCAACUCUAGCCGCUGCUUUUCAACAACAACAACAACAGUUAAAUAAACUUGUCAUGUCAGCAAAUAACAUACCUUCUUCACAUGGACAUUCAAACACUUCUGGACCACCAUCUGGUUCAUCGAAUAAUUCUGGGCGUCGAUUUUUUUGAAUUUAUGUUGUAGUUAAAUUUGUCAAUGUGUACAUUGUUAUCAUUACAUUUAUUUCCCGAUAAUUUGAUGAUUUAUAUCUAAAAAUAUACAAACUUUGUAUAUUA
Molecule: messenger RNA, 2487 nt
Organism: Schistosoma curassoni
Lineage: Eukaryota; Metazoa; Platyhelminthes; Trematoda; Strigeidida; Schistosomatidae
Source: the annotation of a GenBank genome assembly